UCAUCUUCUCUCACUCUCUAUUUCUCAAGCGUGAGCUUCACUCUCUCAUCUCAUGUUUCGUUUGACACACGCGCCUAAAUCUACAGCGUUGGAAUAAGCCACACACCUAUAAUUUGCUAGAUGCUAGAAAGAAGUCUAUAGAGCGAGAGAGCUUACAGUCAAAGUCAGAGACAUGGAUUAUAAUUUUCGAAUUUGAAUUUCCAAAGAAAAUCAUCUCAUUGUGUUAUCCACAGUAAAUGCUUUUCAACUCCUUGGGGAGGGAUCUGAUUGAUAGUUUUUUGUUUUUUUCUGUUUCCCUCUGUCACCAAGUAAAGCAAAAAAGCAACACAGAGGAACAAGGGGGAAAGAGAGAGAAAGAAUGAAAAGGGUUCACCAUUGUUGAUGGAGGAGAAAGCUUCAUAUCUCAUCUCUUGUUUCUGGUGAGAGAAUGAAGGAGAGAAAAGUAGAAGAAAAGAAAAGCUUUUUUCGUUUUCCCUUCUGGAUCUAAUUUCUUCUGUAUAGCUUGAUACUAAAGCUACAUAAAAACCAAUUAGGUGAUAUGAAAUAUUGUGUUUGUGAUUAGCUUUGAGAAAAUUUCGCUUGCAUGUUACCUUACUCUCCAAGUUUAUAUCUUUUUUUUAAGUCUUAUCGACCCUUUAGAUUCUGAUUUUGUUCUUAUCCAAUUAUCCUUUCAAAAGAAAUAUAAUCUGAUUUCUCUCUACCCCUUUUGUAGCCAUUAGCCACAAAGUUCGAACCUUUUAGGGUCCCCAACGAAAAUUGCAUCCCUUUUCCUGAAAAAAGCUUAAAAGUUAAAGCCGGAAGCUAUGGAUCGAAGAGAAGCAAUGGCGUUAUCCGGGUCGGGUUCUUACUAUAUCCAGAGAGGAAUGCCUGGUUCGGGUCCUCCUCCUCCACAAACUCAACCGACGUUUCACGGAUCACAAGGGUUUCACCACUUCUCCAAUUCCAACUCUCCGUUCGGGUCAAACACAAACCCAAACCCGAACCCGAACCCAGGAGGCGGCUCCUCUGGAUUCGUGUCUCCUCCUUUACCAAUUGAGUCUUCUCCGGCCGAUUCUUCAGCGGCGGCUCCUCCUCCUUCCUCGGGUGAGACGUCUGUGAAGCGGAAGAGAGGAAGGCCUCGAAAAUACGGACAAGACGGUUCUGUUUCGUUGGCAUUGUCUCCUUCAGUCUCCACUAUGUCCCCAAACUCUAACAAACGUGGCCGUGGAAGACCCCCUGGCUCCGGCAAGAAGCAAAGGCUUGCUUCCAUUGGUGAUUUGAUGCCUUCAUCGUCGGGGAUGAGCUUCACACCGCACGUAAUCGUAGUUUCCGUUGGUGAAGACAUUGCAUCAAAGGUUAUAUCUUUUUCCCAGCAAGGUCCAAGAGCGAUUUGUGUCUUAUCCGCUAGUGGCGCAGUCUCCACUGCAACUCUUCUUCAGCCAUCACCAUCCCAUGGGGCUAUUACUUACGAGGGUCGUUUCGAGCUCAUAUCUCUCUCAACUUCUUAUCUGAACGCUACUGACAAUGACUAUCCAAACCGCACUGGAAAUCUAGCGGUCUCACUUGCUAGCCCCGAUGGUCGUGUCAUUGGUGGUGGAAUUGGAGGGCCUCUAAUUGCAGCAAGCCCAGUUCAGGUUAUCGUUGGGAGCUUCAUUUGGGCGAUCCCAAAAGCGAAGCUUAAAAAACGAGAUGAAACUUCUGAAGAUGUCCAAGACACUGAAGCUUUGGAGAACAACGAGAACAUAGCAGCAACGUCUCCUCCUGUUCCUCAGCAAAGCCAGAACCUUGUUCAGAGUCCCGUAGGCAUUUGGUCAACCGGUCCAAGAUCAAUGGAUUUGCACCACGCCCAUAUCGACAUUGAUCUAAUGCGCGGAUGAUUCAUGUAUAUAUCUGAGCAUUGAUUCUAGGAGAAGCAGAAAAAGACUUGAAGCUAACCUCUCUGAGAAAAAUGUCUUUGUUUAGAAAAGAAAAGACUAGUAGUAGUGAAGUUUAGAAUUCCUGCGUGUUUUCAAGCUUUUGAUUAAUCAAUUUGGUUUCUUGACUUUGUGAAGAAUUG
This is a messenger RNA of Eutrema salsugineum, 2035 nucleotides long. Its product is annotated as AT-hook motif nuclear-localized protein 11. The record is from RefSeq and is a predicted model, not a curated record. The coding region runs from base 804 to 1856 and encodes 350 amino acids. The transcript has 5 exons. Gene Ontology annotation, molecular function: minor groove of adenine-thymine-rich DNA binding. NCBI's taxonomy places the organism in Eukaryota, Viridiplantae, Streptophyta, Magnoliopsida, Brassicales, Brassicaceae.